Prorocentrum cordatum is the source of this 396-nucleotide messenger RNA. The record is from the annotation of a GenBank genome assembly. NCBI's taxonomy places the organism in Eukaryota, Dinophyceae, Prorocentrales, Prorocentraceae.
GGCUCGAUGCGCCGCCCGCGUGGCCAUGAACGCCACCGUCGCCGCCGCGGUCCGGAUCGCCAUCUACAGGUGCUGCGACGCGGGCGGCCCGCGCGACGGCACCCUGGCCGACCUCGUGUCGAUCAUGGCGCCGCGCGGCAGCGCGGUGUCUGGCAGCGCGCUGGCGAUCGGAUUUCUCGGCGCUUGCGCGCGCCAGUUCGCCUCCACGCUGCUCCGCAAGCUCGAGAUCGAUGACCCGGUGGGCGCGCCCCAGGUCCAGGGCGCCCGCGGCAUUUGGGGCGCGAUCGCCACGGUCAUUCUCGACGCGGGGCCUGGGGGCGGUUUGUUCGGCGACGCCCUCGCAGCGCACCUCAUCGAGAUCGCCGUCGUCGUGGUCUGGCAUGGGUAUCUCUCCGA